This is a messenger RNA of Megalops cyprinoides (Indo-Pacific tarpon), 3751 nucleotides long. It is a transcript of the gene atxn2l, whose product is annotated as ataxin 2-like. NCBI's taxonomy places the organism in Eukaryota, Metazoa, Chordata, Actinopteri, Elopiformes, Megalopidae. Gene Ontology annotation, molecular function: RNA binding. The transcript is spliced from 23 exons. Bases 496 to 3666 code for a protein of 1056 amino acids. The record is from RefSeq and is a predicted model, not a curated record. Gene Ontology annotation, cellular component: cytoplasmic stress granule. Gene Ontology annotation, biological process: cytoplasmic stress granule assembly.
CAGUCGCGCGCGGACACACGGCGAAGCUAGCGGUAAGCUAACCUGAGACGUGGUGACGGUGGUUUGUCACAUCGUAACCUGAAGAUAAUACUUUUUAUUUGGCCUAAAUCCUAACAGAAGAAACUGGAAUCGGAGGUUUUCCAAGAAGAAGAAGAGGACGCACGACCGGAUUAAAGGACUUUAAAAACGUGCCACCAGUACAGACUAAUACAGGGCAACAAUAUAAGAUAGCUAGCAAGUUGUAUGCUUUCCGCCGUUUGAACGUGUGUCGUGGAUUUGUAUUUUGUCCCUAAACGGUGGGAAUCUGGUUAAAUUUCCAUAAAGUUGGCUAGCUCAAUCGUCGCCGUAUGUUAUCUUUAUAUUUUAAAUCAGUUUGUUGACAACUAGUUUUGCUAAACGAGCUACAGGGAUUUCUUUAUCUCGCUAGCUAGCCAACGUAGCUAAGGACUUUAGUUACUAGCUAAGUGGAGAGGUGGUUAGUGAAUAAUUCAGCCCAUGUUGAAGCAGCAGCAAGCCGGCUCCGGCGGGCGGAAAACCUCAAAUGGGACCUCAGGGCCUGUCAACGUGUCUUCCAUGGCCUCCGGGACCAACACCAACAGAGCACCGGCUGGAAGGAGCCGAAACUCGGUGAAGCCUCCUUCCCAACCUUCUCCAGUGUUCGAAGGCGUUUACAACAAUGCCAGAAUGCUGCACUUCCUUACAGCCGUGGUGGGCUCCACCUGUGAUAUCAGGGUGAAAAAUGGCAGUGUGUACGAGGGCAUCUUCAAGACCCUCAGCUCGAGGUGUGAGUUGGCGGUGGACGCGGUGCACCGGCGGAGUGAGGACGGGGGCAGCGGAGGAAGCUCGUCGGCUCCCCCCAGGAGAGAGGAGAUAACGGACACCAUGAUCUUCAGCCCGUCUGACCUCGUCACCAUGACCUGCCGGGACGUGGACCUCAAUUACGCCACACGCGACACUUUCACAGACACAGCGAUCAGCUCGUCGCGGAUGAACGGAGACCACAGGGAGAAGGUGCUGCAGAGGUGGGAUGGGGGAGACAGCAACGGCGAGAGCUGCGACCUGGAGGCAGACGCUUCCAAUGGCUGGGACGCCAACGAGAUGUUCAAGAUUAACGAGGUGAACUACGGCGUCAAGUCAACGUAUGAUUCCAGCCUCUCCAUGUACACUGUGCCUCUGGAGAAGGGGAACUCGGAGGGCUACCGGCAGCGGGAGGCGCGGGCGGCCCGCCUGGCCAGCGAGAUCGAGUCCAGCCCACAGUACCGGCACCGUGUGGCCCUGGAGAAUGACGAGGGGAAGACCGAGGAGGAGAAGUACAGCGCAGUGGUCAGAGACCGAGACGGGGGCGAGAGGGAGAAGGGCAGGGAGAGCCCCAGGGAGAGGGAAAAGGAGCGGGGCAGAGACAGCCCCAGCUCCAACAGGGAGGGCAAAUACAUUCCACCCCAGCGAGCCAGAGAGAUGGGGUCAUCAGUGAACAAUAUGAGGGGGGACAGAGAGAGGGGAGGGGGGGCAGGUACACCAGCUUCACUCCCCAAUCGAAUGGGAGGAUCCCAUUCUAACAGAUCCACGCCGCCUAACUCCUCCCCUAGGCCCCCUCUCCCUGCUUCCAGCAGCCAGUCCAGCCCUUCCGAAAGACACAGUCCCCUCUCCAACAGGGGAGGGUAUUCUCCGCACCAGCCCCAAAGCAACGCCAGCCCGGCCGGGGCAUACACACCCCCCUCCCAGCCUCGGCCCACUGAGCCCCCCGCAGCCGCCACCGGCAGCCCGCCCACCCCCCACGCUCACAGCCACUCGGUCCCCCACUCCCUCUCGCACCCUCAGUCGCUGUCCGAUGCCUCCAGGGCCGUCAAUGGAGUGUCUUCCCGAACCUCCCCUAAAUCUCAGAGACCCAUGCAGAAUAACAGACCCCUCCGCACUUCCAACUCCCACAGCACCCCUGCAGUGUCGCGUUCCCCAAAACCAGCAGCGUCUUCCCAAGACCCCCCUCUUGCUGCUCCAUAUGUAGACACCACAGUGGUCCCCGUAGCAACCACCAAACCUGCUGGCCCAGCCCCCAUCUUUCCUGUAGAUGUGAAUGAGAUCCUCAACUCAGCAGCAAAGGAGAAGGCAGCUGAGAGUCCAGUGAGUCCACAGGAAAGCAAGAGCAGUAAAGCUCCCUCGGUACAGCAAAGGUCACAAAUCGAAGAGCUUCGGAAAUUCGGAAAAGAGUUCAGGCUUCAGCCCAGUGCUGGUACCUCCAGCAGUCCCAGCGGUACAGCAGUAGCACCCACAGAAACAGCCCCGCCUAGCCAACCCCAGGCUUCUGCCGCAGACCCCGCCCAGACGCCCGAGCCCAGUCCCAUCCCAGCCCAGAGCCCCCCUCAGAGCUCACCCCCGGAGGAGCAGGGGAAGGAGAAGGAGGCGGAGGUCACAAGCACCGGCCCAGCUACGGCUGUGACUGCGGCCCAGACGGCGGUGCCAGACAGGCAGUCUGCAGCAACGCCCCAGCCCGCCAGGACACCGGGCAGUGAGGAGGCAACGGAGAGAGUGGAGGGCGUGGCUGACCAAGUGAAAAAGUCCACCCUGAACCCCAACGCUAAAGAGUUCAACCCAAACAAGGCUGCCCUGACACUGGCGAAGCCCACUUCAGCCCCCACGCCUCCUCGCCCAACUCCUCCCAGCCCCUCCGUGGUACUGCAAGCCCCUCCGGGACAGGGGGCCAUCUACAACCCCCCUUACCUCUCCUAUGUCUCUCAAAUACAGAUCCAAGGCCACUCAGUGCAGGCUCCUCAGAUGUACCAGUACACCGUAUCCACUGUCAGCCAAGGAAAAUACCCCAGAGCCAAAGGCUCGGUGGUUGCUCCUCGUUCAGAUCACAGCUCCUCGGCGCCCCCUAUGCUCCAGGCAGCUGCGUCGGCGGCCGGCCCUCCCCUCGUAGCCUCUCCCUACCCCCAGUCCUACCUGCAGUACAGCCCCCAGCAGUACAGCCAGCAGGUCAUCCAGGCCAUGACCCACUACCCGGGACAGCCGGUGUACUCGGUGCUGCAGAGCGGGGCCCGCAUGCUGGGGUCUGGGGGACACCCUCAGACGCUCGGGCCUCCGGGCCCUCAGUACGCAGCGCAGGGAGAGGGGCCUCCCGGGCCACAGCAGGGAAUGUAUGCCCCGCAGUCUUUCUCCCAUCACUCGGGCUCAAUGCACCCGCCCCAGCCCUCCAGCACCCCGACGGGCAGCCAGCCGCCCCCCCAGCACCCUGCCCCGAGCCCAGGCCAGUCUGCACAGUCGGGCCCCCAGCCCCAGUCUCUGUAUCACUCUGGCCCUCUCUCUGCCCCUACUCCCCCAAACAUGCCCCCUGGACACAGCUCCCCCCAGGGCUCCUACCCCCUGCAAGGGUACAGUCUGCACGGGCACCAGCCCAUUCCACACACCUACCCGUCACUGGGGCAGCUGACGCAGGCUCACGUACCCGGUGCCCUGUCGGGCCCCCACCACUCCGGCACCCACGGACCCCCCCAGGUGAUGCUCCUGCACGCCCCGCCGCCGCAGCAGGGGCCGGGCUCGGGCCCCCAGCACGGACCCCCCCCUCAGCAGGGCACCCACCAGCACUACGCCUACAUCGGACACCCACAGGCAGUGCAGGUGCAGGCCCACCCGCCCCAGCAGCUCCCCUUCCACCCCCCCACAGGGAACUGAGGACCCGCCGGGCCAACAGGGACACACACACACAGCCACAUCGCCACAGAGAGAGGGAGGAAGAGGACAGCCCCUGUCCCCUCUG